Messenger RNA from Aphidius gifuensis, 705 nucleotides. Its product is annotated as E3 SUMO-protein ligase NSE2-like. The transcript has 5 exons. Gene Ontology annotation, biological process: protein sumoylation; double-strand break repair via homologous recombination. Gene Ontology annotation, cellular component: nucleus; Smc5-Smc6 complex. Lineage: Eukaryota; Metazoa; Arthropoda; Insecta; Hymenoptera; Braconidae. Bases 33 to 650 code for a protein of 205 amino acids. The record is from RefSeq and is a predicted model, not a curated record. Gene Ontology annotation, molecular function: SUMO ligase activity; zinc ion binding.
AGUUAUUAUUUAUAACAUUUAAUUUGUCAACAAUGGCUGAAUUAUUAGCAAUGGGAAAUGAUCUCUUGGAGAGUUGUCUUAAAACAGCAACACAUGCAAUUGUUUAUUCAGAGGGUGAAGUACGUGAUAAAACACUGGAAAAACUUCGCAAGAGUGUUACACUUUACUGUGAAUUUGAAGAAAAAAUGAAAAACAUGCAACAAUUUUCACAGAAAUAUUCAAACACAGCAAUUGAAAAUGAAGAUGAAAUGAAUAAAAUUAUUGGGGAAUUUACUGAAACUGCCAAUAAUUCACAAGUUGACCUUGCAUCAAACAAACAUAUCAAGCAUUUUAAUCAACAAGUAACAGCAAUAAUUGGAAGUGUUGGAGGUCCAAGUAACAAGGAUAAUUCAGAUGAAUCUGAUGAUGAUUUGGUUUUGACACAAGAUGAAGUAAAUGUCGUUUGUCCAAUUACCAAAGCCAGAAUGACUGAACCCAUGAGAAACGUUCGUUGUGGACAUGUUUAUGAUAAAAUUGGUGUUGAAACAAUGAUCGGUUACAAUAAGCGAACAAAGUGUCCAAUUGUUGGAUGUGGCAAUGAUGAAUUUUUAACCAUGGAUGAUCUUCAACCAGACAUGGUUACACGUGCUGUUCUUGACAGAAAUACAUAAACUUUACAUUGUUUCAUAAGAAAAACAUAUUUAUUUCUAAAGCUUUUUAUUUUUU